AUGCAAUUCACUCGGGCAAACUGCGAGGUUUUUGAAGCAGUAGCUGCACAAGUAAUUAGCAUGAAUAGAUGUGGUAUCAAAACUUCUUCCGUUGUAGCACAUAUUGCCCUACAAUCUGGAGGGUAUGACGAUCUUCCUUUCCAACUAAGAGAUGUGUACAACAAAGUGGCUAGUUUAAGAAAGCAAGAGAACAUAUCAAGUGAUGCAGAAGGUACAUUGGGUUUCUUGGACGGCUUAUCAUCAAUGGAUCCUGAAUUUUACGUCGAGUACAAGAUUGAUGACGAAAAUCGAUUAGCAUUCCUUUUUUGGGCUGAUGGUACGAGUAGAAGAGACUACAUGUUAUUCGGGGAAGCUAUUGCUUUUGAUACAACAUACCGCACCAAUAAGUAUAAUAAGCCAUUGACUGUAGUUGUUGGCGUCAAUCACCAUUUUGAAACUUGUGCGUUCGGUUGCGCAGUUUUACUUGAUGAGACGGAAGACGCUUAUAUUUGGUUCUUGAGGGUGUUCCUUGAUUGCAUGAGCAACAAAAAACCGAAAGUAGUCCUCACUGAUAAUGAUGAAAGGAUGGAAUUCGCAAUCAGACAUUUUUUACGAGACUCUACCCAUCGACUUUGUGCAUGGCAUCUAGGGAACAAUGCCACAAAGAAUAUUAAGAUUCCAGAUUUCAACAACGGCUUCUUUGACUUAAUAUACAACUACUACACAGUGGAAGAGUUUGAAGAAAAAUGGGCCGCUUUGUUGGCACAGUUCGGCCUUAAAGAAAAUUCUUGA
Molecule: messenger RNA, 771 nt
Organism: Cannabis sativa
Lineage: Eukaryota; Viridiplantae; Streptophyta; Magnoliopsida; Rosales; Cannabaceae
Product: protein FAR1-RELATED SEQUENCE 5-like
Exons: 1
Coding region: 1-771 (256 amino acids)
Source: RefSeq, a predicted model, not a curated record